AUGGCGGCGGCAGCCAUGGCCACACAGCAAUUGAGGCUGCAACUGCCUCGGUUGUCUUUCCUUUCCUCGACCAACUUUGCGACCACAUAUAUCCGGCAACUAUCAAUGCCACUGUUCCCGUCCGUAAAGUUCGCCCUCCCAGCCAUCAGCCUUGGGCUUCCAUCCAUACCGUCAAUCCCAGCACUCCUUGGGGAAAUAUGGGAAGGCAUCCUGAAGGCAGUACCGAAAAAGAAGACGUCUCACAUGAAGAAGAGACAUCGACAAAUGGCCGGCAAGGCCUUAAAGGACCAAACCGCCAUCUGCAAAUGCCCUGCAUGUGGGGGUCUGAAGAGGAUGCAUUACUUGUGUCCCUUCUGCACGGAGAAGAUUAAGAAGGCGCUGAAGGAAUCAGUGGACGACCACGCCGAGCCGAGAUAG
Messenger RNA from Pyricularia pennisetigena, 417 nucleotides. RefSeq lists its product as uncharacterized. The record is from RefSeq and is a predicted model, not a curated record. Gene Ontology annotation, cellular component: mitochondrial large ribosomal subunit. Bases 1 to 417 code for a protein of 138 amino acids. Gene Ontology annotation, biological process: translation. Gene Ontology annotation, molecular function: structural constituent of ribosome. NCBI's taxonomy places the organism in Eukaryota, Fungi, Ascomycota, Sordariomycetes, Magnaporthales, Pyriculariaceae. The transcript has 2 exons.